GUAGUGGCCCGACUCUCGCACAAGUCGCGUGGUUCUCCACUUUCUCGAAACACACCACCAAAACAUAACCUCAAAAUAAAUUUCGGCACAAACAAACAAGUGAUAAGUGAUUUUGGCGAAGGAUUAGGUGUGGGGGUGUCAGUGUCACCCCAGUUUGUGUUCUUCCCUCAGUGAGUGUUUCAUUGAUUUGACAUCAGUGUUUAAACCAUAAAACAUACACACACAUGUGACUCAAAUUAAAAUUUUAUUUUAACAUUUAUUGGUGUUCCAAGUGUUGUUUAUAAUUGUUUGAUCAGUGCGACAGGAAUAUCUGUGGUUGGUGGACUGCACAAGCUGCUCCCAAAGCCGACGCACUCUUCGAGCAAGGCGUUGACAGUGGGAUGAUGAUGGAACGCUCUCUCACCUCAAUCAGACCAACUAGCUUCUUCAUGACGAGUCGAGAAUAGGCAAUCAAGUCGUUGUCCUAUCAUUUAGGCUAUUUUCCGACAACAAUUCUAGUUUGUUCGUUUGUACGUAAUAGGAUAAUUUAUAUGGAGCGCAUUAUCUAACAAUUUAUCACGGUCUAGUGAUUUCUGUUAGUAGCAACUAGGCUAGCUUAGUUGUCCAAGUCACCAGCAACUGACCUAGUGAUAAAUAAGUAGGAUUGUCAGGUUAUGGAGCAUUGGGAUGAAUGUGACAAGUGAACUGGAUUAAGUGACCGCGAGUGUGUGCUUUCAACUUUCUUCACGAUUUUACGAGUGGAUUAAGUGCCAACAACAAAAUAAAUCGUUCUUUCACACAUGGAUACCACUUGAUAGCUACUGGGAAAGCUUGUUGAUUCUCUCCACUCACCUCGAAUCGCCCACCUCGUCACUCAUUCACUGCAAUGCAAGCCACAUUUCAAUUGAUCUACGUUUCCGAGUUCGGUACAGCUUCUAUUUUCAGAGUUCCGCGUUAGUGUUCUACAUAGUUAGAGUUAUUUUUCAGUUUCAAAGUACCGUGAUCUUUUGCACAGUUUAAACAUUCACCAUGCUCAAUUGUACCGAUUUUGAAUGCAUUCUGCACCAUCACCACUACAAUCAUCAUGAGAAUAGACUGCAACACCACCUCCAAGACAACAGGGCCCAUCAUGAGCAUCACCAUGUUGUUAUGUCAGGAGAUACUGCUGACAGACAACAUCACGAGCCAGAUACUCUGAACAUCACAGCCGAUGACGAUGGAAUUUGGGAACCUCAAGAUUCUGAGUUGCAGUCAUCCUCGCACGUCGAUGAUCCCAAUGAAACGCUAUACAUGGUGUUUGGUGUGCUCAUUGCGAUGGUACUGGUUGGUAUCAUUAUCGUUCUCCUGGCAGUCACCAUCAGCAAGCUGAGGAAACGUGAGGACACCCUGCCCACAACCACCACAGCUACACCAGCCACCACCACCACCACAACCACAGCUGUGAACAACACCACCACCAACAACAACAACAACAACAAUGUCAUCCAGCACUCCAACAACCACAUCCUCUCGAAUGGCUGCCAGCAGCAGCAGCAGCAGCAGAACCAUGCCAACAGCCAGCAGACUGAUGUGGCCGUCGACGGCCCCCACCCUCCUUUCCUGUGGGUCUACCACACCAACGGAACCUCCACCACCAACUCUUCCCAGUACACGCUGUACAACAAUGACCAGGACACUCUUGUACACAACCUUCAAUGCGAAGAGGCCCGUGAAUGCAAGGGUUUCCGGAAAAACCUCAGAGGCAAAUGGCGCCGACUUGUCAAGAAGAAGCCACAACAAGAAGUCUACACGAUACCUGCUGAACUUAGGGAUCAGCUCAAACAGAUCUACGUUUACUGACCUCCUCCUUUCCUCAAAUCAUAAUAUUCCAAUCCCAUUCUCACCACUUACAUUAACGAUUGUUAAGCUUAUUUCUUUCUAAGUUAGUUUUAAGAGAUCUUGCAUAUAUAUUUCUACCUACCACCUAAAUAUUUUACAAUGCGCAAUCGUUUAAUGAUUGAUUACACAUUUCCGAAUGUAAAUAUAAAAAACAAUGUUGAUCAUCAUCAUCAUCAUCCUCCAUUUAAGGUAUUAUUUGCUAGUUAGGAUUUAUCUCAUUAACUUUGAAUAUGUUUUUCCAUUUCCCCACAGUAUUUCCCUGAAAAAUGUCAAUAAUUAAUGCAAAUAAUGUGAUCCUACCUAGUUGUUUAGCACUGACUUAAAAUGUAAUGUUAAUAGUUGAACAAAAUAUUUUUACAGCUUAAUAUUUCUUCCUGUAAUUCUAUUGAAUUUCCAUGAAUGUGCCUUUAUAGAAGGUGUUCCCUUCGCUGUUUCUCUGAGGAUUGGCAAUUUAGUCUGUAGACUAGAAGAGCGAGACUAGUGUUGUGGUUUAACGAGAUAUAUGUUGGUUAGCUGUUUAGGUUAUUUUGUCUAUAGUCUGUGAUUGGUAGUUGGCUUUGGCAGCCAUUAUCAGGUGCCAUUUCAAGCUGGGGAAACCAUGAUAUUCCAUGUAUAUAUAUAUUUUUGUCUAGAGUAAGCUUUUUUGUAAAUAAUAGGCUAACACAAUGCAAUUCGUCCAAGGCAAUCAAUAAGAGGGAGCAUUGAAACGACUGGCUGUUGGCUCUAUUGACAAGUCCAUGAAGCUGGAUAGAAGCCUUGCUACCUUGCUCGCGUUUUUCACCGGAAAACGUCUUUAGCAGGAGAGCAUCAAUUCCUGACUCAUAUUGAGUCUCAUUUUUAGAAUCUUAAGAUAUGUAGUGAAACACUUUUAGACACCAGAGUUUGUGUUGUUCGAUGCUAUUUAUUCCAAAUUUAAAACAAAAUUUUUAAAAUAAACCAUAACUUCUACCCAACCAACAAAAUAAGUAAGCACAUAAAAACAAUUCUAAAAAUUACAUGUUGGGAUUAAAAAUAAUUAAAUGCAGUAUUAUGAAGAUGAAAAAUAUUUAACAGUAUUCAAGCAGCUAGUUUCUUCAAUUCAAGAAAGAGUUAACAGUAGUACGAUACUACUUUUCAAUCAUUUGACUUGAGAGAGUAAAUUCAAUGAAAUUAAAGCAAGACUUUUAUUCAAUAUUGAUUGACAUCGUCAUAAUUCAUGAGAAAUAGAAAAUUUGAGAACUGGCUCUCUCCUGAUUAAAAUACUUUUUAAACAAUUUAUAACAAACAUGCUUCUUUCAAAUUCUACUUCAUAAGUCAAAUCUUAAAAUGUUAUUGUUUCAAUGUUUUUUGUAUACUUCAGUUGUGUAUGGAACAUAUUGUACUGUGUGUGGUUUCCACCAGAAACUAUUUUAAAUGGAAAUAAUACAUGUGUUAAGCAGAUGAAUAAAAAUACAAAACGGUCAUUGAUUGGUUUUGUAUGCAUUUCUUUGAAAUUUUAAUAUUUGUAUUGAUAUUCUCUGUAAUGAGAAUACUUUUUUACACUAGUCAACAAAUAAAUUUUGAUAAUCGUUGACAAUAAUACAGAAUUGAUUGAAAUGUGCAAGUGAUCAUAGAUGCAUGCUUCAUUAUUCUGUGAAAAUAAUUGCAUUUUCAAACGAGUUUUGUAAGUUCAUAAAGCAAACGUCUCUACAUUUCAAAUAAAAAAUGUCAAACUUUA
Messenger RNA from Nilaparvata lugens (brown planthopper), 3553 nucleotides. RefSeq names its product serum factor response D. Lineage: Eukaryota; Metazoa; Arthropoda; Insecta; Hemiptera; Delphacidae. The transcript is spliced from 9 exons. The record is from RefSeq and is a predicted model, not a curated record. The coding region runs from base 1009 to 1818 and encodes 269 amino acids.